This is a messenger RNA of Glossina fuscipes, 7030 nucleotides long. It is a transcript of the gene ImpE1, whose product is annotated as myb-like protein X. The transcript has 7 exons. Gene Ontology annotation, molecular function: protein binding. Bases 148 to 6900 code for a protein of 2250 amino acids. The record is from RefSeq and is a predicted model, not a curated record. Lineage: Eukaryota; Metazoa; Arthropoda; Insecta; Diptera; Glossinidae.
AAGAGAAGAGAGCAAAAAAAAAAAAAAGGGUUUUACCGCCAAAAACUGUUUAAAAAAUAAAAAAUAUAAAACACUUCGUGAAAGUCCAAGCAACAACGCUAAGCAACAACGGCAACAACGUCAUCAUUAACCAUUAACAUCAUUAUCAUGGAGUAUAACAUAGAGCACACACAACGACAACGACUGCAUCAGCCUACGCAUCGUUUUUUAACGGUUAAAUACUUUUUAGCGAUACUUUUAAUUACAACGCUGCACGCCAUCAAUGCAUUGGGUACGACUACCUUGGGUUCCAAAUGUCAACACGAUAUGGAUUGUACGGAUUUUAUUAAAGGCAGCACUUGCUCAGCACAGGGUUACUGCGAAUGUGCACCCUAUUUUGUUCAAUACAAUAACACUCAAUGCCUAUCAUCUCAGCUUUUAGGCGGUGAUUGCACCCUAAAUGAACAAUGCUUCAUGAAAGUCGCUAAUAGCAGCUGCUUAGAUGGUGCUUGCCGAUGCGUUGAAGGCUUUUUACAAUUUCGUAAACAUACUUGCUUAGGACCUGCUCCACCUGGUUCAGUUUGUUACAGUCAUGCUCAUUGUCAAAUGUUUCAUGAACGUACGCAUUGCGAUUUUUUGAUACCGAAUCUUUUUGGUCGCUGCCAGUGUACAGCGCCUGCCAAACUUCAAAUGGGCCAAUGUGUUGAUGCUAUUAGUGAAGAGACGUCAUCUGUUCCGUCAGUUCCUGUAUCUGAAACAAUGUUAAUAAAUAAUUCUAGUGAAAUAAUAUUGCAUGAAACACCUAUUAUGGAGACUACGAUCCACAUUGAAGCCCAUACUGAAACGUUACAUGUCGAGAAACCACAUAUUCCUACUGAAGUGCCAUUAGCUGAAAUAGGAAAUAAUGUAUCGGUAGAAGAAGCUGACUAUGAAACCGACAAAAAAUUAUUGGGAAUCCCUGAAACACCUGAUGAUAUCAAGUUGGAGUCUACCACUUUGCAGGCCCUAAUAACAUUGCCUACCUUACUUCCACAUUCAGAUGACGAAAGCCAUCAAAGCGCUGACGAUUAUCCGUAUAAAGUCGAAGAUCAAUCAAACGAAGACAACGCGGAAGAAAAUGAAUUUAAGGUGCCUCAGGAGGAGCAACAAUUUCUUGAACAAGAUAAACCGUCUUCAGCCUUAAAUGGAGACAUUGAAGACACGGCUCCCAUUCAUACAGUCAUAGAUCAUACUAUGAAUUUUGAUUACGAAACUGAACAAAAUGAAUUCCAAGAGCAAGAAUCCAUGGAGCAAAACGUCUACGAACAAGAGCAACCUUAUGAUAAGGAGAGAGAAGAUGAAGAUGAUAUCAUAAAUCUUCCAACCACCGCUUCUUCGCAAAUUAAUGAAGAAAAUUUUAAUAAAAUACCUUCGGAAACUGGAUAUAGCACCGAACACAACGAACCAGAACAUCAUAGCCAAACUUCAACUACCGAAGCAGAUGAGAAAGAAGUAGAAAGUGAAAGUGUUGAAAAUGUUGACGUCGAAUUGAAGCCUGAAGUUGUGAGUGCAAGUGAUAAAGUUAUUAUAACUCAGCAACCUUACGCUAACGAUGACGCAGAACAAGAAGCAGCAACAACUCGCCGAUAUUUUAUAGAUGAAUUUAAAGAAAAUGAAGCAUUAUCAGAAAAUAAUGUUGCUGCAUCAUUCAAUAUAGACGACAAGUCUGAGGUAACAAACGACUACAAUGAUAAUAAUGAUAACAAUAAUAAUAAUAAUAAUAAUAAUAAUAACAGCAACAACAAUAACUACAAUAAUAAUAACAAUAAAAACAACAACGACAAUAAUAGUAAUAAUAACAACAACAAUCACAUCAACUAUAACAUCCACGAUAAUGCUAUAGGCGAACCAACAACAGACAAUAGUGAGAAAAAAAUAACGGAGUCAGAGAUAGACAGGGAGACAGAGACGGGGACAGAAACAGAAACAGAAACAGAAGCAGAAGCAGAAACAGAAACAGACCAAAUGCUCGUAGGCAUUAAUAACGUGCUUAACUAUAGUUCAAAUGAAGAUAUCGCUAACGAAGAACAAGAGAUCACAACAAGACCUGAAGAACUUUUGCAACACUUUAGUAACUUAGAAGACAAUACUGUAACGGAUAGACAACAAAUCGCUAUUGAAAACGAACUGGAGCAGCUACUAAAUGUGAAUGACAUGAAGAACGAACGUGAAACAAAUGAAAUACAAGAAGUUUUAAGUGAAGUGAAAGAAACCGCACUUAAUGCAAACGCAGAAGCUCUGGAAUCCAUACAAAAUGGGGGAGAAAAUGAAAUUUAUAGUGAAACAAGUUCUUUAGAAAUUGAAGGUGAUCAAGAACCUGUUACCGACGCCAUAACAGAGGAACCCAAUCAAGAAAUCAAUACUGUUAAGCAAGAAGAGACAGACUAUAAUGUUAAACAUAUUCAAAAGGGAAAAGAUCAAAAAGAAGAAGAAGAAGAAGAAGAAGAAAACAAAGAGAAAAAUGAAGAUGAAGAGGAAGAGAAAGAGAAAGAGGAAGAGGAGGAGAAAGAGCAAGAGAACGAAAAUGAGGAAAAACGAAACGAAAGUCCGAAUGAAGUUAUCGAAAUGGAGCCACAAAAUGAAAUCGAAAAUAUAGACAAUGCAAUGCAAGAAGGUCAACAGCAAGAAGACGGAAAAGAAAAUGAUCAUAGUAUCGAAACAACUCACGAUGGGAAUCCGAUUAUAAAUGCAGACAUAAUCGAAACUCCUCUUCAAGAAAGUGCGGACGACAACAUUAAAUUGGAUUCGAUAAUAGAAGAAUUAACAGAAUCUAAUGUAGCGGAGGAGGAAGAGUCAGAAAGAAUUCAGCCAGAGAACCAAGAAUCAGUAGAAUCCGAACCUACUACUGUGAAUCCGAAUAUAGAUAUUCAACUUCCCGAAGGUCAACAUGGAAAUGAGAUUUUAUCACAUGACCCUACGAACGAUAUCAUGGAUCAUGAUGGUGAAAUUGCAGAGGAAGCAAAUUCGGAAACAAUAAAAGAGCACUACAUUGACUCUACUGAGGAUAAAGAGAAUUACUAUGAGAACCCGUUAACAAAUUACGAAGUCUACGCCGCAGAGCAUCAAUAUAGUAGUGAAACUGAAGGUGACUUAAACUCGGACCAAAAUAAAUCGACUGAACGGGAUGCAAAUAUUGUAGAAGAAGAACAAUCUAACGAAACUUUUAACGCCAUAGAUCAACAAACCAGUAAUGCUCUACAAGAUUCUAUUAAUGACAAUGUCAACUAUUCCAUAUCGGAUAAUUUCAAAGAUGACACUAAAAUAGAGGAAUCCUUGCCGGAAAAUGCAAUUAACGACGUUGAAGAAGAAGGCCAUCAAAUCAAGGAUGUAACAGAAAGCAUUCAAGAAAUGACGACAAAACCUAUCGAAGAAUCUUUGAGCGCGGAAAAUACCGAAGAAAGUAAUCAAUCAAAUGUAAAUGUUGCCUCUGUUACAGAAGUAAGCGAAAAUAAGCCAAGCAGUGAAGACGUAGAUAACCAGGAAAAUGAAGUUGAAAAUGGUACGCCAUCAGAACAGCCACAGGAUGAAUGGAAUGAUCUGAAUUCCGUUAAGGAGCAAGACGAUUUCAAAGACGUUACGGAUACCCCUGUACUUGAAAAUAUUGCAGAAGGUGUAGAUGAAGACAUUAUUGCAUCAGAACAAGAUCAGGAUUCGAAUGAAAAAUAUUUAGAUGCAUCAAAUAUAAAUAAUUUGAUAAAGAGACCUAUAAACGAUGGCACUACUGAACUUCACGAUAUUAUUUCUUUGCUUGAGCACCAUGAAGAAGAACCUCUUCAAGGAAAUAACAUAGAUCUUCAAAAUCAAUUGACAACUGAUGGUCAAACGGAGCACAUUGAACCAAUUGAUCAAGCACCGACCGAAAAUGCUAUUCAAGGAGGCGAAAAGGAUGAGUUUGUACCUGAAAAUGCUGAAGCCGUAAGCGAUAUAAACGAAGUUUAUGAUGAAAAUCCUCACUUAAGUCUUCAGGAGCCUACGUAUUUCUACGAAUAUCAGCAAAUCACUGAUUUGCCUAAAACUGAUAGUGAGAUGUUGGAUGAAAAAAAUGAAAUUCAAGUAGAUAUCGGUCAGCAUGAAUUCUUUGAACUUGCUACCGAAAUUCCAUAUAAAUCCCCAGAACAAUAUACUGAGACGCUGGAUAAUGAACAACGUCCGGGAGAAUCAAUUAAUUAUAUUAGCGAAACUGAGAAUAACAAAAUAAAUCACGAAAUUGAAAAUCACAAUGAAGUUGAUGUCGAGAAUCAGAAAAGAGUAGAGCAUGACGAAACCUCAUCGGAAUUAUUUAAUCAGAACUUCCCAUCCGAGAUAAGCGAAAAUAGUGAGAAAAUAGUUGAGAUCGCAUCCAAUGAAGAACAUAACGAACAGGACCACGAGCCGCAAAUUGGACAAGGAUUGACUAUACCGAACAUGACACAGACGCCCGAAGCUGAAGCGGUCGAUAGUGAAGAUAAAUCUGCGGGAACAACUGAAAGCCAACCUCAAAUAUAUCAUCAACAGUCUUUUGAAGAAACUAGUCAAGAUAAUCUUAAUCAACAAUUGCAUGAGGAAGAAAAUGAGAAGGAGCAAAUUAACGAAGAUCAGGAAGAGAUGCAAACAUUUAAUAUUUAUUCGGAAGGCAGUGAGAAGGAGGAAGAGAUUAAUAACAACCCCGAAGACAUCAAAAUGAAUAACAUUCAAGACGUGCAAGAAGAAGAAAAAGUAAGUGAUUAUGUUUAUUUUACGACACUGCCGCCCAGUGAAAAAACCGAAGAUCACGACCACAUUAAAGAAGAAGAAAAAGAGGAAGAGAAGGAAAAAGAGGAAGAAGAGGAAGCUAGUAACGAUUUGAACGUUUCACAAAUAGUAACGGAAGCAAUUGAUAAAAUCGAAGAGGAGGAAAGCAUUUUAACUUACGCAGACUCUAAGAUGACCAAUGAGACCAGUAGCGACGAACAAGCUCAUGAAACGAAUAAGCUCGAAGAAUACAAGCUAAUGGAUAGCGAAGAAAAUCAUAGUUUGCCACAAAACAUUAAUAGCUUGAGCUACGAUUUGCCCAACGAAAGCCUUAAUAUACCUAUAGAGAACCUCAAUACCAAUGAUUUGGAGACCCACAUUAAACAAAUUACAAACGAUGAGCAAUCAAAUGAGUUUUUAGAGCCCACAGAAUCGCCUAUAGUAAAUAUCUUAACCGUCACGGAAAAAAUUGGAACCAACGAACUCGAAAGCGAUAAGCAAAAAGUUUUGAAUGAAAACUUUGAAAAUGAAAUCGAAGAUUCGGCUUACGGUCAGGCAUCGCAUUCGGAUUAUGAAGAACCAUCGAGUCAAGAAUUUUACGAAAGUGAAUCAAUCGCAGAUAUAUUAAGUGACCUGAUGAGAGAAGAGGAUAAUCAAAUCACAAUACAACCUGAUCGUUCUGCAGAUGCAGAUAAUCGCCUAGACAUACAACAUAAAUUGCAGGAAGAAAUUCCAGAUCUUAUAGCAGAAGAUACGAAUAUUUCUGAAGAAAAAUUAGUAAAUCAGGAGUCUCCUGUCAGUCAUGAAACGCCGUUGUUAGUAACCAUAAAUCCAGAAGACAAAUUGAUAACUUUCUAUCCGGAUAUGCAAGAACAAUACCAGCAUAAUAUAGUUUAUCCCGAAGAAAGUAAAGUGGAAGCUUCCGGAGAUCAUCAGGAGACUUCUGAUGCUAAGGUCAAUAUUGAUGAGCAAGCGACACGCACUAUGAGACCUCUUGCCUUAGAAGUACCAAUAUACGACAUGUCCGGUGAUCGUAUCUAUCAAGCGCAUGAAUUCGAACCCGACAAUAUAGUGACCGAAUCUAGCACCGUAGGACAACAUGAAGAAGAAAAAACUGAGAAAUCGUUUACAGAAGUAACAACCAGCGCCGCCGAUAUAAUAGAGCUAACUACGCAAACUAUGUUAAAUUUGGCAAGUCGUGUUACAGUAAUGGAGCCAGCCGCGCCAAUUGUAACCACAUUAAUGCCUUUAGUGCAAAGUGCUGCAGAAGACACUGACACUGACGUCACGCCUGAACCUGUUUGGGAUAUAUCAUCAACUGAUAAUUCCAUGUCUAGCAAAUUAGCCACAGUAAUACGUAAACGGGUAGAACUGAGCUUAGAAGCCAUUUCUUUGGGGCUGAGAUGUUCUAAUGACAAACAGUGUCAAUUAUCAGAUUCGAAUGCGAUAUGCAAUGAGCAAGGCGUUUGCGAUUGUGCAGUAAAUACAUAUUCUCCUCAAGAAUCAAAGCAGUGUGGCGCUCAAAGCACUGGAUGCAGUCCUGGUACAUUUCAGUGUCGCUCCAGUGGCGUAUGCAUCUCGUGGUUCUUUGUUUGCGACGGUCGUGCGGAUUGUAAUGACGCCUCUGACGAAGAGUGUACUAUUAAUGCCCGUUUAAAUCAAACUUGUCCUACGGAGGCUUUCCGAUGCAGCGUAAGUUCUAGAUGCGUUUCCAGAGCAGCUCUUUGCGAUGGUCGCAAACAGUGCCCGCAUGGUGAAGACGAAUUAGGCUGCAGCGAUCUAAAAUCCAACGAGGAUUGUCCUUUACAUACAUUCCGUUGCAAGAGCGGCGAAUGUUUGCCCGAGUAUGAGUAUUGUAAUGCCAUAAUUAGUUGCCGUGAUGGGAGUGACGAACCACCCCACCUAUGUGGCUCUCGUUCUAUGCCCAAUCUUUUUCUUAAAUUGCUAACAGCCGGUGGCUUGACUAGCAACCCUAUUUCAGCUUAUUGCCCGCACCGAUGCAGUAACGGACGCUGUCGUUCCACCGCCAUUGUUUGCUCAGGCCGUGAUGGGUGCGGUGAUGGUACCGAUGAACAAACAUGCUCAGUAUGCAGAUGUCCUGCGCCUUCGUUCAAUAAACCGGCACGCGUCACAAACUUUUUAGCCAGACAUCGUCCAAUGUUGUUGUGGUAGAGAACCUCGAUAUUAUUAUUAUUUGAUUUUAUUUUUAUUAUUAUUAUUAUUUUUUUUUUUUAUUGCAUUUAAACGAAAGCAUUUAUCCUAAUAUUUAGUCUGUCAUGGUUGAUCGAUUUUAUUUAAAUUU